Molecule: messenger RNA, 769 nt
Organism: Rhizophagus irregularis DAOM 181602=DAOM 197198
Lineage: Eukaryota; Fungi; Glomeromycota; Glomeromycetes; Glomerales; Glomeraceae
Source: RefSeq, a predicted model, not a curated record
AUUGCUAUCAUGGUUAGCGGAAUUGAAUUAAUUUCAGUGUUAAGAUUAGCACAUAAGUUAAUUGUUGGGCUUAUUUCUAAUGCUCGUUUGGCAAAUAAUAUUAUUCCGAAAGCAGAAGAAUUGGAAGAUCGAAUCGUCAGAUUAAUAGAAAUUUUUAAUAAUCAUAUUUCGGAGGAAGAUGGGGAGAUUAUGUCACGAUAUUAUUAUUUGAUUAAGGAUGAAAUUAUACCCUUCUUUGAAAGAUUCAACAAAAAAGGACGUAUCAAAAAGUUUGUUAAUGUUCGUGAUGACAUAAAUAAAAUUGAAGGCUUUGAAAGGAAACUAGACGGUCUUAAUAAAGACUUCAAACUCAAGCUCAAGCUUCAAAUGCGUAACGAAGCACUUAAACAGCCACCUGCUCCAUCUACUCCACCUACUCCACCUGCUCCACCUGCUAUCAAUUACAAUUAUAAUUAUUAUGAUUAUAGUAAGAGGAUGGCCUAUGUUGCCCAACCAAAUCAACUCGAUCAACCCGGUCAAUCCACCGGCGUCCUUUCCUGGCUUAGUUCCUUCUUUUGGAAUGAACAACCAAAGCCACCUGUUCAAACUACUUUACCUGCUAUCAAUUACAAUUAUAAUCAACCCAAACAACCCAGACUUUUGGAAUAUGAAUAAUUUAUGAUAUAGUAUAUUUGCGUUUUCUAUUAGAUGUUCGAUCAUGCUAUUUGAUUGGAUACCAUAAAUAGAUCGGUAUCUCACUCUCAAUUAUAAAUGGUUGAUUACUGAAAUA